AGCUCUGGCUGGGUUGAGUAGAGCGCUCGUCGCUCCCUCUCGAGAGUAGAAUAUAGCUUGCGAAGAACGGCGAGUGUGUUAAAUUGUGCCACCGAAAUCCGAUGUUUCUAAUUUGAAGUGCGUAAAAUUAAGUAAAGCAAUGUCUUCGAACAACCAGAAGCAAUCGACCACUCAGCGGAUGAUACAAGCCGUACCGUUCCCACCGAGUCACAAACUGACAGUCGCCGAAGUGUUCGACCCGAGAACGGCGAAACCGCGGCCGGACGUGUUGAAGCAGCAUUUCAUAUUGGAAGGGCGCAUCGAUGAGACCGCCGCCCUUCGAAUCAUCAACGAGGGCGCGCAGCUGCUCCGCGCCGAAAAGACGAUGAUCGACAUUGAAGCUCCCGUCACAGUAUGUGGAGAUAUUCACGGUCAAUUUUAUGACCUCAUGAAACUAUUCGAAGUGGGAGGACCACCUGCCAGUACAAAGUACCUUUUUCUUGGUGACUAUGUUGAUAGAGGAUAUUUUAGUAUAGAGUGCGUGUUGUACCUGUGGGCACUGAAGCUUUGUUACCCUACUACCCUUUUUCUACUGCGUGGCAACCACGAGUGUCGACAUUUAACAGAGUACUUCACGUUUAAACAAGAGUGUAAAAUAAAAUAUUCAGAACGUGUGUAUGACGCGUGCAUGGAUGCGUUCGACUGUCUGCCACUAGCGGCGCUGAUGAACCAACAGUUCCUUUGCGUCCAUGGCGGACUUUCCCCUGAGAUACACAAUUUAGAUGAUAUACGGAAGUUAGACAGAUUCAAAGAACCUCCAGCGUUUGGGCCCAUGUGCGAUUUAUUGUGGUCGGAUCCCUUGGAAGAUUUCGGAAAUGAAAAUAACGCAGAACACUUCUCACACAACUCUGUAAGAGGCUGCUCAUAUUUCUACAGCUACGCUGCGUGUUGUGAUUUUCUACAAAAUAAUAAUCUCCUAUCGAUAAUUAGAGCACAUGAGGCACAAGAUGCAGGAUAUAGGAUGUAUAGAAAAAGUCAAACGACAGGCUUCCCAUCACUAAUAACAAUAUUCUCAGCACCAAAUUAUCUGGACGUUUAUAAUAAUAAGGCAGCAGUACUGAAAUACGAGAACAACGUCAUGAACAUCCGCCAGUUCAACUUCUCUCCCCACCCUUACUGGCUGCCCAACUUCAUGGACGUGUUCACGUGGUCGUUGCCCUUCGUCGGCGAGAAAGUAACGGAGAUGCUCGUCAACGUGCUCAACAUCUGCUCCGACGACGAGCUCGUCUCCGACGGUGACGACGCUCUGGAAGAAGCGAAACAGGCUAAAAUUGUUAUAAAAAAACCUGCAGCAAAUCUUCGGAAGGAAGUAAUACGAAAUAAGAUCAGAGCCAUCGGAAAAAUGGCUAGAGUAUUCUCCGUAUUGAGGGAGGAAAGCGAAUCUGUUCUACAACUCAAAGGUCUCACGCCGACUGGUGCUCUACCUUUGGGAGCGCUAUCUGGAGGAAAAACGAGUCUCAAAAAUGCAUUGCAGGGUUUCUCUCCUAACCACAAAAUCACCAGUUUCGCAGAAGCUAAGGGUCUGGACGCAAUAAACGAACGUAUGCCUCCCAGGAAGGACGCCCCUCCAUCACCGUCAACCGACGAGAAGGCGCAGGACCACAAUCACACUCAGUCCAAUGCACAUUCGUGAGCUAAACUCAACUAGGACAUCACAUCAGCCAUCUGCAGAAUUACCUGUGAUGGAUCAGCGAUUCGUAUGCAGUGGCGUCCACCACCUCGACGACAACAUUUUACAUCUUUAUUAGGUUAUAAUUACAUCCUAUCAUUGGGACGACGGGCUCGUUCUUCGGAACCGCUGGAACAAGUAGCUGGUCUGCUUCCCUUCUCUCUGUCCUUUACGCUGUGUUCGUGCCUCGCUCUUGCACACUGACUGCUAUAUUACUGUUAUUGAUUAUCAUUAUUAUUAUUCUUGUAUCGCUUCGGGAUGCCGGAAAAAGCGUCCGACUACAUUCCAUAUCUACUGGAUCGAUGGUUAUUGCUGGUCGCUCGGACCAAAUCAUUGAUUACGUGUUUCUGUCAUUGUAUUUAUCGGUUGUAACCAGUAGAGUAGGUAGUGUGAAUAAUACUGUUGCAUAGCUCGGAACGCGAUCAGGUGGGAUGUUCGAGAUGAGAAGAAUGAAUGGGAUGUUUUUAUAAAAUCGGCACAUCAAAUAUUCUUCUGAUAUAUGUCUCUUUUCUACUCUGUCUUCGUGAUUUAAGCUGAAUAAUAAUAAUAUUUUACCACUAUGCGACCUAAAUAACUUUUAUAUUGUGAAAAUAUAUCGCAGUUAAAAAGCUCUGUCAGUUUAAAAAGUUGACUCAUUUGCUCAUGAAUCGACCAACAAAACGACUGAACUUACUAACUGUAUUCGCCAUUUUUCAUUGUCAUCAACCAAAUUAACACUUGGGGUUUAUAUUCCACUACAAACGGAUAAAAUAACAUUUGAAAAACUUCAUCCAAGUACAUAGUUCACAUAGGCAUGAAAUAACGGUUAGUUAAUGAAUAGAUCAACACAUUUUCUGUUUCAUUUGACAGAAGGAAAGUGGAAAAGUGACAUUUUCUUUAUCUUUAAGUUCUGUGAAAUCGUAGAACUGGCAACUCAGGAAUAUUACGAUUAGAGUACUUGUUACGUCAUAAAUGGCGGCAAACUCUGUUUUUUUUAAUGUCUCAUGAAUUUUUAGGGUUUUUGAACAGCGAUUUAUCUGAUUACCUUCUAGGAAAACUUAUAUAAAUAUACCUUUAUUAUACUUCGAAUAUAAGCGCAUCUCAAGCAAAUUACAGCGAUUGAUUUCUCGCCUAAUCUGUUGGUGGAGAAUGCUAUCAAAAAUAGUUGGCAGGAUGAAAGUUGAUUCAAAACACAUAAAAAUCUAUGAUAUCGCUGUUUUGAUUAAUGAACCAUUUUCAGAUUUUUCAUAUGUAUUUUUGAGAUAACAGGAUUUCUUUAUGCUGUCAUUGCAAACUCUAACGUUGAAUUCCGUUUUUAAAGUUCCUCUUUUAUUUCAAAAGUCAGAAGCCAAUUUUAUGAAAAUAAUAUCAUUCUCUCUUCCCCUUCAAAUCUCGAACCUCCAACCUCAUAGCGAAACGACCUUGAACAAACCACUGAAGCCAGCAGUGUGAAACAGCGUGCAGGGCAUGGGCAAUUUGCACGUGUGGAGUGAUAAUGAGCGUGCCAUACACACCAGUCGCCACUGUUUUGUCAUCCUCAUCUUCAUAUACGUUGUUCCCAUCACCGUCAUCGCCAUCACUAUGUGUGUUUUAAAUAAAAAAGUUAUAAAGAUAAACAAAAGAUAUUGCUAUACCUAUUUAAUUGCCGAUUGUAAUUGUGCGGGAUAAGUACAUUUUUCUCUCUAUUAAUAUUAAACAAAGUAUUCGAUUGGGGGGGAUUUUCUAGAUUUCGUCGACCUUCCUUCAAAUGGGGGGAGGGAUGAGAAAUGUUUGUUAUGAAGUUUUGAAAUUGAAGUUGACUUGGUCUUUUCAUUUUCGAAAUACAGGUCUAGUUCACUAGUGUAAUCAGUUUUUUUAGAUUAAACACGAUUUGUUCUUGAUUUCUUUUUCUGCAUAUUAAAAUUGCUACAUGAAAAGUUGAAUCUCUAAGAUAAACUAUUUUAUUCAAAAAUACUAAUUCGAUAAUAUAACAAUCACAGCCACUGUUGUUUAUACCGAGCAUCCUGAUGAUUGCUGGUUCAAUAAAAAUAAAAUUGUGGCUAAAUGCGCCGUAUGGAAGCAAAGGCCAAGAAAACCUAAAGAAAAAAGAGAAGAAGUGAAAGAGAAAAAUGAAAUUGGCUUGUUGGUACACCGUUAUUGAAGAAAAAGUGUCGCGUGUGAGCUAGAUGUAAAUUUAUGGUGUUUUGAUUUAUCAAAUUGUCUCUGAAAUUAUAAUUCACAUCAGGCAAUAAUGUAACAACGAGCUAGAUCAGCAGAACGCCAAUAUCCACAUAUCCACAAAAUCAUGUUACAAAUAUUAGUUAAUGUAUGUACAUUCUUUUGUUAGAAUGUUUUCAAUGAUUUACAUUGUGACAGCUUUUUUAAAUCAAAAGAUAAAGUAGAAAUGAAAGUUAGUCAUUUCAAUACUUCAAUAAAAAAUUCAAAUAAGCUGCCUUGAUGUUUGAUGAUCAUUGUUCAAGAAGAACAAAUUCAAAUAUGAUUGUCCAUUAUGCAUAUAAUAACUUCCAAUUUCAAUAAAUGGGUCAAAUUUGAAAUCAGUGAUUGACAUUUCCAUCAAAGUUCCGUGAAAUCGUUAAACUGGCAACUCAGGAAUAUUACGGACAUAGUACUUAUUACGUCAUAAAUUGGCGGCAAAACGGUGUUGUUUGAAAGUCUCGCGAAAUUUCAAGGAUUUUGAAGGGCGAUUUAUCAAACGAGUUCCUAGAAAAACUCAUAUAUAUCAUAUCAUAUUUUAUUCUCGUCUAUUCUGUUGGUGGAAUGUGCAACCAAAGAGAUACUUGGCAGCAUAAAAAUUGACCAAAGAUAAUUUUUCGAAAAUCUGUGGAUGUUUUCAAAUUUGAACAGCAGAAGAUGUAUAUCUAUUCAAAUAUAACUCGUCAGAGUAACAUGAAAGUGAAUUGGUAAAUUGAAUAAUCAGUGUUAAUAAUAAUUGCAGCAAAUGCAAGUUAAAUUUUGAAUAAAGUUCAUUAUCAUCUCAAGCCAAUAUAUAUUUUUCCAUGCACUAAAAUUAUGAAAUAGAGAAAGGGAUUGAAAAUUCAACAAAAAUUUAUUGUACUACUGAUUUUGUUUUUUUAUUCACUAGUAUCGAUGAACAUUAUUGGCAAAAGAGCAAUUUAUUAAAUACUUUAAAAAUGAUGUGGAAUUAAAAAUGAUCUUUAUCGUUUUCGCUCAUGAGAUCUUUUGAAGAAUAUCUCGAAAGGCCAAAAUCUCUAAUAUCUGAGAGUGUAUUUUGAAAAUGACUCUAAUUUCAAUUUCAGGUUCAUGUUCUUGAUGUAAACAACAAAUCUGGUACAAUUCGAAAAUUCAAUGGGGCGCAAAUCUGGAAAAGAUCCUUCAAUUCAAUAUUAAGACAAAAACACAUCUUGCUACGAGUUGUACUUAUUUUUUAUUUUUUUCAUUGUACAAAUUGUGUUAUAAUAUUAAAUGGUUAAUAUUAACUGAGCUCCCCGUAGGCGAGAGACGCCCCCUUGGAAAUGGUGUGUAUAUAAAAUGUACAAAUAUAUGUUAACCAGUUCAGUGUUGAAGCCACCCUUGAAUUUCAUCAGAAACUAUGAAUCUCCAGCACAUCUGUAAGCCAUUAUAGAAAUAUUUUUAGCAACAUUUGAGAGGAGGGCCUUUUGCGCCUACUUGGAGAUUGCGUGAAUGAUGAUUCUGCUGUAUGCCGGAGUAUAUAUAUAUCUAAUCUUUUUAAAUUCUGUAAAUUUACUCUAUAAUAUAUUAUAUACAUACUAUGGUAUAGUUAAUUAUUAGGUAAUAUCUCAACCACCUAUCGGAAUAUCAAAAAGAAAUUUCAUAUGGCGUCCCACAACUUUUAUACAAAGCUAUAACAAUCUCGCUUGAAUUUCUCCAAUAACUUUAUAGUAAACGAUUUGAAUGUG
Molecule: messenger RNA, 5565 nt
Organism: Leptinotarsa decemlineata (Colorado potato beetle)
Lineage: Eukaryota; Metazoa; Arthropoda; Insecta; Coleoptera; Chrysomelidae
Product: serine/threonine-protein phosphatase 2B catalytic subunit 2
Biological process (GO): calcineurin-mediated signaling
Molecular function (GO): calmodulin-dependent protein phosphatase activity
Source: RefSeq, a predicted model, not a curated record